GCGCUGGAGGCGGCCCCGUUCUCUCAGGUCUCGCGCGAGCGCCGCUCUCGUAUAAUCUCGCGGGAGUGCGCUGGCCCCGCCCUUUCCGCGGCGCGGGCCGGACCAUGGCGGUGGGGAAGAACAAGCGCCUCACCAAGGGCGGCAAGAAGGGCGCCAAGAAGAAAGUGGUCGACCCUUUCUCCAAGAAGGACUGGUACGAUGUCAAAGCACCGGCGAUGUUCAAUAUCCGGAACAUCGGGAAGACGCUUGUCACCAGGACUCAAGGAACUAAAAUUGCCUCUGAUGGGCUGAAGGGCCGCGUGUUUGAGGUGAGCCUGGCUGAUCUGCAGAAUGAUGAGGUUGCCUUCCGCAAAUUUAAACUGAUCACUGAGGACGUUCAGGGCAAAAAUUGUCUGACCAACUUCCAUGGGAUGGACCUCACAAGGGACAAAAUGUGCUCCAUGGUCAAAAAAUGGCAGACAAUGAUUGAAGCCCACGUGGAUGUCAAAACUACGGAUGGGUACCUGCUGCGCCUCUUCUGCGUGGGCUUCACCAAGAAGCGCAAUAACCAAAUCCGCAAGACCUCCUAUGCCCAGCACCAGCAGGUCCGGCAGAUCCGCAAGAAAAUGAUGGAGAUCAUGACCCGGGAGGUGCAGACCAAUGACCUGAAGGAAGUUGUCAAUAAGCUGAUCCCAGACAGCAUUGGCAAGGACAUCGAGAAGGCCUGUCAGUCCAUUUACCCUCUGCACGAUGUCUAUGUCCGCAAGGUGAAGAUGCUCAAGAAGCCCAAGUUUGAAUUGGGCAAGCUGAUGGAGCUGCAUGGUGAAGGUGGUGGUGCUGGAAAGCCCUCUGGGGAUGAGGCAGGCACCAAGGUUGAGCGAGCUGAUGGAUAUGAGCCGCCCGUGCAAGAGUCUGUGUGAAACUAAAAAUUGGUGGAAAAUAAAAGGUUUUAAUAUACAGAA
Messenger RNA from Serinus canaria (Common canary), 941 nucleotides. It is a transcript of the gene RPS3A, whose product is annotated as ribosomal protein S3A. The record is from RefSeq and is a predicted model, not a curated record. Gene Ontology annotation, molecular function: structural constituent of ribosome. Gene Ontology annotation, biological process: translation. The transcript is spliced from 6 exons. The coding region runs from base 105 to 899 and encodes 264 amino acids. Gene Ontology annotation, cellular component: cytosol; ribosome. Lineage: Eukaryota; Metazoa; Chordata; Aves; Passeriformes; Fringillidae.